Molecule: messenger RNA, 1176 nt
Organism: Angiostrongylus costaricensis
Lineage: Eukaryota; Metazoa; Nematoda; Chromadorea; Rhabditida; Metastrongylidae
Source: the annotation of a GenBank genome assembly
AUGCCCACAGGGAAGCUAUAUGGCAACAAAGACAACUUCAGGACUUUGAAGGUGUUGAUAGCAGCCAAGUUGGGGAAUUCCGAGCUGCAACUGGUGGGAGAGCAUCCGCCUGUUGACAAGUUCCCGCUUGGUAUUACGCCAGCGUUCGAAGGUGAUGUAAACUUAUUCGGUGCUGAAUCGAUCGCCGUCCAUGUAGCUGGUUGCUCUUCCGGAUGCGCUGAAGUCGUGCAGUGGAUACAGUGGGCUGAAGGUAGUCUCCUUCCCACAGUGCUGGGAUAUGUUCUUCCUUCUGUCUCAGCUGCAAGUAUUGAUAAAAAGGUCGUUGACACGUACAAGGCGGAGCUUUUUGCCCAAUUAGCACAUCUUAACCAGAUACUGCUGACCAAAACCUACCUCGUUGGUGAACGAUUCUCUAUCGCCGAUAUUUCGGUUGCUUUGGACCUUCUUCCUGCUUUCCAGCAUGUAUUGGACGUAGCAAUUCGAAAGAAAUUUGGGAAUGUAACGCGUUGGUUCCAAACGGUGUUACAUCACCAGAUCGUGAAGGAAGUUGUCGGUGAAGUUCAUUUUUGUGAGAAGGUGUCACACUUUAAUAGUGAGACAUUCAACGAAAUAUCUAAGAAGGAUUCGAAGCCGACUCUAAAGCCAAAGGAGGUUGAAAUGGACGAUGAUGCUGAUGAACCCGUUGCGGAGAAGACAAAAGAUCCAUUGGUCGAUAUGCCAAAAGAGAAUUUCGUCAUGGACAGUUUCAAGCGAGUAUAUUCAAACGAGGACACCGCUACAAAAGCGAUUCCAUAUUUCUGGGAUAAUUUUGAUGCAGACGCUUACUCCAUCUGGUUCUGCGAAUACAAGUAUCCAACUGAACUUACACUCACCUUCAUGAGUUGUAACCUCAUUUCUGGAAUGUACCAGCGCCUGGAGAAGCUUAAGAAGAAUGCCUUUGCUUCGAUGGUCCUUUUUGGGACAGACAAUAAUUCUUCUAUCAGCGGAAUUUGGAUAUGGCGAGGUCAAGAUCUGGUCUUCACUUUAUCUCCUGACUGGCAGGUCGACUACGAGUCUUACAUGUGGACUAAGCUGGACCCCACGGAUGAAAAGACCAAGAAGAUCGUAAACGAAUAUCUGAUGUGGGAAGGUGAUUUUGAUGGAAAGAAGUUCAACCAAGGAAAAAUUUUCAAGUAG